Rhipicephalus sanguineus (brown dog tick) is the source of this 537-nucleotide messenger RNA. RefSeq names its product dynein light chain 1, cytoplasmic. Gene Ontology annotation, molecular function: dynein light intermediate chain binding; dynein intermediate chain binding. The coding region runs from base 258 to 527 and encodes 89 amino acids. The transcript has 2 exons. Gene Ontology annotation, biological process: cilium assembly; microtubule-based process. NCBI's taxonomy places the organism in Eukaryota, Metazoa, Arthropoda, Arachnida, Ixodida, Ixodidae. Gene Ontology annotation, cellular component: cytoplasmic dynein complex. The record is from RefSeq and is a predicted model, not a curated record.
GAAACCAGAAUCUAUUCAAAACGAGCCGCAAGGAAUUCUGGGCUGAUAGAAGACAUGGCAGAAGACCCUCUGUGGACCAAUCAUGAGGCCGUUCUUACAUUCUCUGGCCCAAUCAGGGAUCGUCGUUGGAAAUAGGACGUGCACAUUGCUUUUGGAACUUCUUGUUCGCCGGCAGACAGGAGCUGUGCAAGUUCUUUGCCCAACACCCCAGCGUUCCACGUCUACCUUCGCGCCCGCGUGAAAAGAAAUCCAUCAGGAUGAGUGACAGGAAGGCCGUCAUCAAGAAUGCGGACAUGUCCGAGGAGAUGCAGCAGGACGCAGUGGACGUGGCCACCCAGGCCCUGGAGAAGUACAACAUCGAGAAGGACAUAGCGGCCUACAUCAAGAAGGAGUUCGACAAGAAGUACAACCCCACCUGGCACUGCAUCGUGGGCCGCAACUUUGGCUCGUACGUGACCCACGAGACGAAGCACUUCAUCUACUUCUACCUCGGCCAGGUGGCCAUUCUGCUCUUCAAGUCCGGCUGAGCCAGCGGAA